AUGAAACAACAAGACGAGAAAGUGGUUACGGAGGCUGCCCUGGCCAAAUCGGGGCACAAACUUCUUGGGCCGGUUCGUGCAGGGGGUUCGCGCACAGCCUCGCUUGGCAGACCUACAUAUUCGUUGUUGCACUUCCACAGAAGCGUUUUGGUUCAUUCUCCCGCAUACUCCCUCACCAUGCCAGGUGGUGAUGAGAGCAGCCACAUACCCUCCAUUGUUACUACAGACCUCACAUCCGAUGCCCCCCAAGGCGUAAACUCUACCCAGCAGCCCAACGCAGGCCUGCUGUCACCAACCAGCCCGACUAACGCCUAUGGUCCACCCUCACCUGCACCCUCAGACCAGAGCUCUAUUCCACCUUCCCCUACUGUAUCCAAUCACUCUGGCGCUUUCCCCUCGUCCUUAGCUCUGCGCGACAACAAACCCGAGGAGAAAGAUGGGCUCUCCUCCCUUGGUCUCCUAGGCGCGGGGGGGUUAACACAUCAUAGGAAAAGCAGUGUCGCCACGUCCAUGACACAUGUAGAAGGCGAUUUGAGCGAGAAGAAAGGCGCCGACGCUACAGAAGAGAAGGAGGACAAGGAAGAGGACAAGAAGAAGAAAAAGAAGAAGGGGAAGAAGGGUGACUUGGAUGAGGAGGCUCAGACGACGCAUCAGCUCGAGCUCGCUCAGGACGCGGCCAUCGACCCUGCUCCUUUCACCGUCAAACCAUAUCAACUCGCUCACAUGCUCGAUCCCAAAAAUCUCGACACGCUGAGGUCGCUAGGUGGUACUGAAGGUCUUAUUUGUGCUUUGGGCACGGAUACCGACCGUGGUCUUGCGUCCAAAUCUGACGCGUCGCAUGAGAAGGGAGCUGGUCAUGGUGCGUCGCAUAGGCACGACUCAGAAAAGGAGGGCGAGAAGGUGCCCGAUAUUGUCUUGACAGCUCCGAGUGGCAACCUGUCGACUCCUCCGUCAGAGAGCGGCAUGCCGGUUGUCGCCACUAUGGAGGACAGGAAACGCGUUUUCGGCGAGAAUGUUCUGCCCACACGCAUUAGCAAAACACUGCUUCAGCUCAUGUGGUUAGCAAUGAAAGACAAAGUUCUGAUCUUGCUUUCCAUCGCCGCCGUCAUUUCUUUGGCUCUCGGUUUCUUCCAAGACUUCGGUACCCCUCGCGAGGAUGGUGAACCCCCCGUAGAUUGGGUCGAGGGUGUUGCGAUUAUUAUCGCCAUCUCGAUUGUUGUUAUUGUUGGUUCUUUGAACGAUUGGCAAAAGGAGCGUCAAUUUAAAGCCCUCAACGAGAGGAAGGAAGAGCGUGGCGUCAAGGUUAUUCGUGAUGGUGUCGAGAAAGUCAUCGACAUCAAGGAAGUCGUCGUUGGCGAUAUCGCACUCUUGGAACCUGGUGAAAUCGUCCCAUGUGACGGCGUGUUCAUUUCCGGCCACAACGUGAAGUGCGACGAAUCCGGAGCCACUGGAGAGUCCGAUGCCAUCAAGAAAGCGACGUACGACGAGGUUCUAGAAAUACACCGCAAGGCUCUCGCGAAUGAGAAGGAUCCCAACGCCGGUCACACCGAUUGCUUCAUGAUCUCCGGUUCUAAAGUUUUGGAAGGUGUGGGUAGAUAUGUCGUCGUGGCUGUGGGUACUAAGAGCUUCAACGGCCGCAUCAUGAUGGCACUUCGCGGUGACACGGAGAACACACCACUCCAGCUAAAGUUGAACCGUCUUGCCGAACUGAUCGCAAAGAUUGGUGCUGCUGCUGGUCUUGCACUCUUCGUCUCCUUGAUGAUCAGGUUUUUCGUUCAACUUGGCCAAGGCAACCCUCCUCGUAACGCGAAUGAAAAUGGUAUCGCUUUCGUCAACAUUUUAAUCAUUGCUGUGACCCUGGUGGUCGUGGCCGUUCCCGAAGGUCUCCCACUUGCGGUCACGCUCGCGCUGGCCUUUGCCACGAAGCGGAUGACGUAUGAGAAUCUUCUCGUUCGCGUGCUGGGCUCCUGUGAAACUAUGGCGAACGCGUCGGUCAUUUGCACGGACAAGACCGGUACUUUGACACAGAACUCCAUGACGGUUGUCGCAGGUUCCAUUGGUAUCCAUGCCAAGUUCGUCCGUCAGCUCGAUGAGAACGCUGCUCGAACCAACGCCGACGAGACCGAGAAAUCAGCAGAGGGUGGCACCACACGCAAACACUACCAGGAUUUCUCCAUUGACCAGGCUCAUCUUAACACCACGCUUUCGCCCGAGAUCCAGGAGCUCUUCAACGAGGCUAUCGCGGUUAACUCAACUGCUUUCCAGGACGUCGAUGCCGAGUCCGGCGAAGUAAUUUUCGUCGGCAGCAAGACGGAGACUGCCCUGCUUCAGUUUGCCAAGGAGCUCAAGUGGCGGGACUUCAAGGAGACGCGCGACGCGGCCGACGUUGUCCAGAUGAUCCCCUUCUCGAGCGAACGCAAGUCUAUGGGUGUCGUCGUCCGGAAGCCGUCAGGUGGUUACCGCGCGUACUUCAAAGGUGCCAGCGAAAUUCUCGCGAAGAAGUCGACCUCCCACAUCGUCGUGCAUCAGGACGGCAAAUAUCCCACCGGUGGUGUCGAGACCAAGCCGAUUGACGAAAUAGCGCAGGACAAUAUCAGCCGGACUAUCAUCUUCUAUGCGAACCAGACUCUCCGUACCAUCUCCCUGUGCUACCGUGAUUUCGAAUCGUGGCCUCCUCGGGGCAUGUCUCGCGACGAGAAUGGCGACGUUCCCUUCGAAGACCUGUCCAAGGACUUAACCCUAAUUGGUAUCACCGGCAUUGAGGACCCACUGCGCGACGGUGUUCGCGAGGCUGUCGCCAAGUGUCAUCGGGCCGGCGUUACCGUCAAGAUGUGCACAGGCGACAACGUUCUCACUGCUCGCUCAAUCGCUACCCAGUGCGGCAUCUUUACACCUGGUGGUAUCAUCAUGGAAGGCCCCGUUUUCCGUCAGCUCAGCCAAACUGAGAUGAUUGAGAUCGUCCCUCGCCUUCAAGUCCUUGCCCGCUCAUCACCGGAAGACAAGAAGAUUCUCGUCUCGACUCUCAAGAUGAUUGGUGAGAUCGUCGGUGUUACCGGCGAUGGUACGAACGACGGCCCGGCCCUGAAGACUGCAAACGUUGGUUUCUCAAUGGGUAUUGCUGGUACCGAGGUCGCCAAAGAGGCGUCAGACAUCAUCCUCAUGGACGACAACUUUUCAUCGAUUGUGAAGGCUAUCAUGUGGGGCCGUUGUGUCAACGAUGCAGUGCGCAAGUUCUUGCAGUUCCAGAUCUCAACGAACGUUACUGCUGUUGUUAUCACCUUCGUCACCGCCGUCGCGUCUGAAGAAGAGACCUCGGUGCUCUCUGCCGUCCAGCUCCUUUGGAUCAACAUCAUCAUGGACACGUUCGCCGCUCUUGCCCUCGCCACGGACCCUGCCACCGAGAAGCUCCUGGACCGUAAGCCCGACAAGAAGACCUCGCCGUUGUUCAGCGUCGAGAUGUACAAGAUGAUUUUGAUGCAGUCUAUCUAUCAGAUUACGAUCAUCUUCAUCUUCCAUUUCCUUGGCCUCAGGAUUCUCAACCUCGAGCACAACGAGCAGAACGAAAAGGUCGUCAAGACACUUGUCUUCAAUGCUUUCGUCUUUGCCCAGAUUUUCAACUCCGUCAACUGCAGGCGUCUCGACAGCAAGCUCAACAUCUUUGAAGGCAUCCUCCGCAAUCGUUACUUCAUCGGCAUCACGCUCCUUGAAAUCGUCAUCCAGGUCGUGAUUGUAUUCGUUGGCGGUGCUGCCUUCCAGGUCACUCGCAUUGGCGGACGUGAAUGGGGCAUCUCCCUUGCUCUUGGUGUUGUUUCGAUCCCUUGGGGUGCUAUCAUUCGAUGCAUCCCUACUACCCCUUACGAGAAGCUCUUCAAGUUCAUCCACCUUGUUGGUGAGCCCGAGAUCCUCCCCACUGUCAAGCCCGACAAAGAGGGAUGGGGUGGUGCCAUUUCCAUGGUCCGAGACAACCUCAGCACGUUCGCGAAUAUCCGUGGUGGUCGUCUCAGGUCUUCUUCUUUCGUUCUCAAGAGCCGGUCUGCCCGCUUGAGCGCGGAUGAUCAAAUGAGAAUAUCGUCCGUUUUGACUAUGGCACCAACCCUCAUCAUCGGAGCUGUUGUUGCUGGACAAGCCUACCUCCAAGCUGGGUCACUCUCAGACCCAGGCAAUGCAGAUCCCUCAAAAUCCUCUGCUGCCCUGUGGGAAGGCAAACUACAAAUACACCCAGACACGUCCAAAGACGACCCUGUAUAUAAACAGUUCGGCGGUAAAGAAAACAGCACAUAA
Molecule: messenger RNA, 4281 nt
Organism: Cyclocybe aegerita
Lineage: Eukaryota; Fungi; Basidiomycota; Agaricomycetes; Agaricales; Hemipholiotaceae
Source: the annotation of a GenBank genome assembly